AAGGAAAUAAGCGGCAACUGCAGAAGAAGAAACUCCCUGGAUCCUGCUUAAUGAACGUGGGAGACCGACACGUCGUUUUUAUCCCUUUUAAACAAAACUGGUUCGUUUAGAGACGAAGUGAAAGUCUCAGUUGGACGUGAACAUGUCGGGGAUACCUCCGGAUUCAUGGCAGCCGCCCACAGUGGCUUUUGAGACAACGAUGGGGACCGUGGUGUUGGAGCUGUACUGGAAACAUGCGCCAAAGACCUGCAAGAACUUCGCAGAGCUGGCCCGAAGAGGCUACUUCAACAACACCAAGUUCCACAGGAUCAUCAAAAACUUCAUGGUGCAGGGGGGAGACCCCACAGGCACAGGUCGAGGUGGUGCCUCUAUAUAUGGUAAACAGUUUGAAGAUGAGCUGAACAGGGAACUGAAGUUCACAGGUGCAGGGAUUCUGGCGAUGGCCAAUGCCGGACCGGACACCAAUGGAAGCCAGUUCUUCCUCACUCUGGGACCCACCCAGUGGUUGGAUGGAAAGCACACUAUAUUUGGACGAGUAUAUCAGGGGAUGGGGUUGCUGAACCGCAUCGGCAUGGUGGAGACAAACAGUCAAGAUCGUCCAAUGGAGGAUAUCAAAAUACUUAGAACUAAUUUGCCCAAUUGAGAAAAUGUUGAUUUAUUUUUUUUACUGCCUUGUUUGAAUAAAUAAAUAAAUACCUGUAUAAUAAGU
This is a messenger RNA of Platichthys flesus (European flounder), 709 nucleotides long. It is a transcript of the gene ppil1, whose product is annotated as peptidylprolyl isomerase (cyclophilin)-like 1. Gene Ontology annotation, biological process: protein peptidyl-prolyl isomerization; protein folding. The record is from RefSeq and is a predicted model, not a curated record. Gene Ontology annotation, molecular function: peptidyl-prolyl cis-trans isomerase activity. Gene Ontology annotation, cellular component: catalytic step 2 spliceosome. Lineage: Eukaryota; Metazoa; Chordata; Actinopteri; Pleuronectiformes; Pleuronectidae. The transcript has 4 exons. Bases 143 to 643 code for a protein of 166 amino acids.